CCAAACGAACGCACGCAAGCGGACUUCCUGUGUGACAUUAGUAGGUUUGCGCAUGCAGUAUUUUUCAUAAAGUCAGACGGAAAGAUGCUUAGACUAUCUCGCUGUGUAUCAUAAUUUCUGAGUGUGGGCAUAAAGGAAUAUUCCCUCCACUAAGUUAAUUGUGGUCUUGUGGAAGAAGACGUGACGUAUUAGUAUCCUUUGAGCAAACAACAGUGACUCGCGCUGACAGCACGCUCCUCACACGUGAGAUGUGAAACAUGGAUCAUCCAGCGUAUCAUGGGCCGAUAAGCAAACAGAGAUGCGAGGAGCUGCUCGGCAAGAAAGGACGGGACGGGACAUACCUCAUUCGGGACAGCGAGACCAUCCAAGGAGCUCUCUGCCUCUGUGUGUACAAAAAAAAAGUGGUCUAUACUUAUAGGAUCCUCCAAACCCACACCGGAAACUUCACUCUACAGGCCAGCACAGGUGUAGAGGAGAAGUUUUUCAAGACGUUGAAGGAACUUAUUCGCCAUUACAAGAAAAAAAAUCAAGGACUUGCAACACACUUAUGCCGUUCGCUGAAAAGAAAAACGCUGCCAGAUCAGCCUUUGCAACGUGCAGAACCGGUAGUGCCUAAUGAGGACAAUGACUAUGAAAAUGUUGAUUGCUCGGGGGACUAUGUUGUUGUAUUACCGGACUGAUAUAGUCACAUUGUGACGUUCUGACUGGAUAACUGGAUCAGACAAUAUGAACAAUAUAGAUGUGCUAUUACAAUUUCCAAGAACUUUCUGGGCAUUUUCACCACAAAUAUAGGAAUUGCAUGUGGAAUCCCAUGACUUGAAUUACAUUUUAUCAUAGGUAUGUUUUUGUGCAUGGAAAAUGCAUAAAUUGGGGAUGUAAAUUUUAAUGCUGUAAUGGUGUGAAUUUUAUGGAAGCCUGUUUCUGCUAUGGAUAGGAUAGGAUUUUGGUAUCAUUCGUUCAAUUAUGGUAUCAUAAUCAUUUAAGUGAAAUGCUGAAUUGAAAAAUUAAUUUGCCAUUCAGAAUGUGUUAGUGUUUGGUAUUGCUUUAAUGAAAAAAGAUUUAAUGUACAGAGGAUUUCACAUGGUCAGUGUCACAUGUUUGAUUUAGUGUCCUAGAAAUAGUCCAAAAUAUUAAAUAUUGUUGAUUUAUUUUACAACAGUCUAGAUGUUCUAAAACUUGGUUUUUAGAUUUUUAAUGUGGCCUCAGACUUUUAAAAUCCAUUGUUUGUCAUUGACCAAUAAAGUCUGGUUGAAAUUGUAAUACUAAUCUGGAUAGGAGAAAAAUAUUAGGUUUGUAUUUUAUGCUUGAUGUUAACUCAAGGACAAGAAGAGAUUUUUGAUUGUAUAUAUAUGUUGUUGUUGUUUGUUUUUGGUAAAAAAAUGUAUAUCUGUAUAUUGUAUGUACAGUUUAUAAAUAUAAUCUAAUUUUGUGUCAAACAGAGUAUAAUAACGUAUGCUGUGUAAACAUUAUGUUCCAUGAAUGUGCUUCCUUCAGGUUGUAAGGGAAAGUCGUGGCCUAGUGGUUAGAGAGUUUGACUCCUAACCCUAAGGUUGUGGGUUCGAGUCUCGGGCCGGCAAUACCACGAUUGAGGUGCCCUUGAGCAAGGCACCGAACCCCCAACUGUUCC
Cyprinus carpio (common carp) is the source of this 1627-nucleotide messenger RNA. RefSeq names its product SH2 domain-containing protein 1B. The record is from RefSeq and is a predicted model, not a curated record. Lineage: Eukaryota; Metazoa; Chordata; Actinopteri; Cypriniformes; Cyprinidae.